Molecule: messenger RNA, 1443 nt
Organism: Aspergillus udagawae
Lineage: Eukaryota; Fungi; Ascomycota; Eurotiomycetes; Eurotiales; Aspergillaceae
Product: cytochrome P450
Exons: 7
Coding region: 1-1443 (480 amino acids)
Molecular function (GO): oxidoreductase activity, acting on paired donors, with incorporation or reduction of molecular oxygen; monooxygenase activity; heme binding
Source: RefSeq, a predicted model, not a curated record
AUGAGUCAGCUUCAGAGUGUCAUCGCCAAUCAGACUGGCCUAUUACUUGCCCUUGGUAUCGGCUUGGCUGUUCUCGCCAUUUUAUCGCCAAAGCAACAUUAUAAGGGCAAGAAGGUGUUUAACGAUCGAAAAGGAAUGGAAUGGCUCUACACGAAUGCAAAAAUACGGUUUGUGAACCAUGGGAGGAAUAUGUUCAAGGCAGCAUUUGAACAGUCUCAGAAUGCAUUUUAUAUAGUGACAAGCCGCGGAGUCGAGAUGAUCCUCAGCCAUAAAUAUAUACCUGAAAUCCGCAAUGAUGACAGAUUCAAUUUCCCCCUUCGGAUUGAACAGCUGCUCCACGGACGUAUAAACGGAUUCGAGAUGUUCAAGCAGAGCCCGUUGGAGAAUAAGCUCUUUAUAGACGCAUUCCAAAGUAGGAUGACACGUGAGAUUGGACAGUUUCUUCUCCCGAUUUCGCAAGAGAUUGAACAUUUCCUCCAGACGCGGUGGACCGACAACUCCGAGUGGCAUGCAUUUAGCCUAUACCCUAGCAUAGUGGACCUGAUAGCACAGGGGUCUUCAAGAUUGUUCGUGGGACCGAACCUCUGUCGCGACCCGGACUGGCUGCGGGUGACAGUGAGCUACAAUGCAAAUUUCUUCACCGGCGUUGACUGGCUUGACUGGUGGCCCACUGUCCUGAGGCCUCUUGCUGCCAAGUUCUCACUAGCCUGCCAGCGAGUCCGUGGCGACCUGGCAGAGGCGCGACGGAUUCUGGCUGCCUUCGUAGCAGAAAGACGGGCGCAAAGAGCGCGCGGAGAAAAAAGAGAAGAUCUCUUGCAGUGGUUUGAGGACGGAGCCAAUGGCGCUCCUUACGACCCUGCUCUACUCCUCCUCAGAGCCUCGCUUGCGGCUCUUCACACGACAUCUGACCUCCUCACACAGACACUCUUUAACCUUUGUAGCCGCCCGGAUCUAGUCACAGAUCUCCGCAAGGAGGCUGCCGCGGUCCUCGGAAAGCAUGGUUUGCAAAAGAACGCAGUGUACGAAUUGAAACUGAUGGACAGUGUCAUCAAAGAAUCGCAACGGCUUAAGCCGCUUUUGCUGACGAGCUUCUCUCGAAUCACGGUGGCGGAUGUAACUCUCUCUGACGGCCUCGAAAUACCCAAAGGAACACCAAUCCAAGUCUCUAACCGCAAUAUGUGGGACCCGGCAGUGUCCGAAUACACCGAUGCCGACAAAUUCGAUGGCUACCGGUUCUACAACCUGCGUCGGCUCCCCGGGUACGAGAACACGGGGCAGCUUGUGACAACCAGUCCCAGCCACACAGGGUUUGGGCUGGAGGGACAGGUACCGAAGCCGGUGUAUCGUGCUGAUACACAGAUUGUGGAUCCUGUUUGUGAGAUUUUGGUCAGGAGGAGGAAGAUGGAGAUUGAUUUGGCGAAGCUUGCUGAGUCCAUCGAGUAA